AUUCCUCUCUCUCUCUCUCUCUCUCUCUCUCUCUCUCUCUCUCCAAUUCUCAUACAAGCAUUCGUUUCCGAUUCUCUUUAUUGUUAAAUAUUGCUAUGAUCAAACUGUAAUCGCUUCAUUUUCUGCAAUGGAGUUACUAGGAGUUGAAAUUCGGAAACGCUAUGGAGGUUUACUGGCGAUUUUUGUGGUUCUGUGUGCUGUUGGAGGAGCGGUGUGCGAAUCUAACUACUUGAUUGGGCUCGGGAGCUAUGACAUCACCGGCCCGGCUGCUGACGUCAACAUGAUGGGGUACGCUAACACGGAGCAGACCGCUUCCGGAGUUCACUUCCGGCUGCGGGCUCGGUCGUUCGUGGCGGCGGAGCCGCAGGGGAAGCGGGUGGUGUUUGUGAACCUCGAUGCUUGCAUGGCCUCGCAGCUUGUCAAGUUGAAAGUCAUUGAGAGGUUGAAGGCAAGGUAUGGGGAUCUUUAUACUGAGAAGAAUGUAGCUAUUAGUGGAAUUCACACCCACGCUGGUCCUGGGGGUUAUCUUCAGUAUGUUGUAUAUAUUGUAACAUCUCUAGGGUUUGUGCGUCAGUCGUUUGAUGCCCUUGUUGAUGGCAUUGAGCAGAGCAUUAUUCAAGCCCAUCAAAAUCUUGCGCCAGGAUCGGUUUUUGUUAACAAGGGAGAAAUCUUGGAUGCUGGAGUAAAUCGUAGUCCUAGUGCUUAUCUCAAUAAUCCUGCUGCAGAGCGCAGUAAAUACAAAUAUGAUGUUGAUAAAGAAAUGACUCUUCUGAAGUUUGUUGAUAAUCAAUGGGGUCCAGUGGGUAGUUUUAACUGGUUUGCAACUCAUGGAACUUCCAUGAGUCGGACUAACUCGUUGAUUAGUGGGGAUAAUAAGGGUGCUGCUGCACGAUUUAUGGAAGACUGGUUUGAGGAGAAUGGUGGUAGAGGUGCAUAUUCUGAUGAUAUUGAUGCUGAUGAGAUUCCACGGAGAGUGUCAAACAUAGUUUAUGACCGUCAUGCUAAUCACCAUGAGUUACUGGAGCUUGCUGCAUCCUUUCAGUCUCCUCCUGGUACGCCAGCUACCAGGUCCUUGAGUGUGGCAAGGCGUGUCAGGGGUGUACUAAGGCAAGCUAACAAGCCUAGAUUUGUAUCUGCCUUUUGUCAAUCAAACUGUGGUGAUGUGAGCCCAAAUGUUCUAGGCGCUUUCUGCACAGAUACAGGACUACCUUGUGAUUUCAAUCACAGCACCUGUGGUGGGAAGAAUGAGUUGUGCUAUGGCAGAGGACCUGGUUACCCAGAUGAAUUUGAAAGUACACGUAUCAUUGGUGAGAGGCAAUUCAAAAAAGCUGUCGAUCUUUUUAACAAAGCAUCUGAACAGUUGACCGGGAAGAUUGAAUACCGCCAUACUUACAUCGACUUCUCCCAACUUGAAGUAACCCUUCCCAAGAAGGGGGGAGAUUCUCAGGUGGUCAAGACUUGUCCUGCUGCAAUGGGAUUUGGAUUUGCUGCUGGAACCACUGACGGACCUGGAGCUUUUGAUUUCAGGCAAGGGGAUGAUAAGGGAAACCCUUUCUGGAGAUUGGUGCGCAAUGUACUCAAGACGCCAGGCAAGGAACAAGUUGAUUGUCAGAGUCCAAAGCCAAUCUUGCUUGAUACUGGUGAAAUGAAGCAACCAUAUGACUGGGCACCUGCAAUACUUCCAAUUCAGAUCUUCCGGAUAGGGCAGCUUAUCAUUCUCAGUGUUCCUGGAGAAUUUACGACAAUGGCUGGCAGACGGCUACGUGAUGCUGUGAAAGCUGAACUGACCAGUGGUGGUCACGGUGGAAAUAUUCAUGUUGUGUUAGCAGGAUUGACUAAUACUUAUUCUCAGUAUAUCACAACCUUUGAAGAGUAUGAAGUGCAGAGAUAUGAGGGUGCAUCCACUCUCUAUGGACCACACACGCUAAGUGCCUACAUUCAGGAGUUCAAGAAGCUUGCUAAAGCUCUCAUCAGUGACCAACCCAUUGCACCAGGUCCUCAACCUCCAGAUCUCCUCGAUAAGCAAAUAAGCUUGCUUACUCCGGUUGUGAUGGAUGCAACCCCUGCUGGUGUCAGUUUUGGGGAUUGCAGUACAGAUGUGCCUCAUAACUCCACUUUUAAAAGAGGUCAUGACAUGGUUACAGUGACCUUCUGGUCGGCUUGUCCUCGUAAUGACCUUAUGACUGAAGGUACGUUCUCCCUUGUGGAGAUUCUACAUGGAAAGGAUUCUUGGGUUCCAGUUUACGAUGACGAUGAUUUCUGUCUGCGCUUCAAGUGGUCUAGACCUUCUAAAUUCAGUACUAGAAGUCAGGCAACCAUAGAAUGGAGAAUUCCUCAGUCUGCAACUCCCGGAGUAUACAGAAUAAGGCACUUUGGUGCCUCUAAGAACCUAGUUGGGUCUAUUCGCCACUUUACAGGGUCAUCUAGUGCUUUUGUGGUAGCUUAAGAGUAGUAUUUGUAACUAUGUACAUGUAUUUGUGAACACCUUCAGCGAUAACAUAGAACCGACUGAUUGCCACGGGGUGUUACAUUUCCA
Argentina anserina (silverweed cinquefoil) is the source of this 2536-nucleotide messenger RNA. RefSeq names its product neutral ceramidase 1-like. The record is from RefSeq and is a predicted model, not a curated record. Gene Ontology annotation, biological process: sphingosine biosynthetic process; long-chain fatty acid biosynthetic process; ceramide catabolic process. NCBI's taxonomy places the organism in Eukaryota, Viridiplantae, Streptophyta, Magnoliopsida, Rosales, Rosaceae. Gene Ontology annotation, molecular function: N-acylsphingosine amidohydrolase activity. Bases 128 to 2446 code for a protein of 772 amino acids. Gene Ontology annotation, cellular component: extracellular region. The transcript is spliced from 9 exons.